AACUCCAGCUUUAGGCGGGAACCGCCUCCCCGGGCAGGCUCCGGCCUGGGGCCUCAGCUGCCGCCCUGGUUGGCCCAGGAGAAGGGCGGAGUUCAGGAGGCGGAGAGGCGCGGCGAGGCGAGCGGGGCCCUCUUGCUCCGGAGUGAAGUCCACUUCCUUGCGGGGAGGGGAGCUGCGAGGGCGACGGCAGCAGCAGCAGCAGAGAGUGACCUGGGACGGUGGAAUACGCCUUUUUAAAGAUGCCUUCGCUGAAGGGUAAAGUCCAGACUGUUUUGGGCCUUGUUGAGCCUAGCCAGCUUGGCUACACGAUGACCCACGAGCACUUGACAAUGGAUUACACUUGCUGUUACUACCCACCUCCUUCAGGCCAAGAAGCACUCUCUGAAACAUCCAUUGAGAUGAAGAACUUGUUUUGGCUGAAACAGAAUCCCUACAGCCACAAAGAGAACCUCCUCCUGCAUCAAGAAACAAGUGCUGUGAAGGAAGAACUGCUGCAGUUCAAAGCUGCAGGUGGUGGGACCAUAGUGGAAAAUACAACCACAGGGAUAAGGAGAGACAUGAAGACCCUAAAGCAGCUUGCGGAAGAAACUGGUGUCCAUAUUAUUGCUGGUGCUGGCUUUUAUGUGGGUGCCACUCAUUCUCCUGAAACACGAGCGAUGUCUGUGGAGCAGCUGACAGAGGUUAUAGUUAAUGAAAUUCUCAAUGGAGCUGAUGGAACCGACAUAAAGUGUGGGGUCAUAGGAGAAGUUGGCUGCUCGUGGCCUCUGACAGAAAGUGAAAACAAAGUACUACAAGCCACGGCACAUGCUCAGUCACAGCUUGGCUGCCCUGUCAUCAUCCACCCUGGCAGGAACAGUGAUUCACCUUUCCAGAUCAUUCGAAUUUUGCAGGAAGCUGGAGCUGAUACCUCAAAAACCGUCAUGUCUCACAUGGACAGGACUAUAUUUGAUGAGAAGAAACUGUUGGAGUUUGCUGAGCUUGGAUGCUACUUAGAGUACGACCUCUUUGGAACAGAAUUCAUUUUGUACCAAAUGAAUCCUGAUAUCGAUAUGCCAAGUGACAAUGAAAGAAUUUUAAGGGUUCGGAUGUUGAUUGAGGAAGGUUAUGAAGACAGAGUUUUGCUUGCUCAUGACAUGCACACAAAAAAUAGGUUGAAGAAAUAUGGGGGUCAUGGAUAUUCUCACAUACUUGAAAACAUAGUACCAAAAAUGUUAAUCAGAGGCAUAUCGCAAGAAAAGAUUGAUAAGCUCUUGGUAGGAAAUCCCAGGCGAUGGUUGACUUUUGAGUAGGGAGUUCUAAGUAUUGCUGUGGCUAGAUUUGCUUCUGUGAAACUGGAAAUUUGAAACCUAAAUUCUUUGAAGAAAACUAAAGUCCUACAAAUCUGGCGUCUUAAGAGUAGGAUAAGCCAUAGUGUACCUACUGUUUGUGUCCAGGUCCCUUCAGAUACAGGGAGUGGGGGCAGUUACACAGCUUCGCUAAAGGGCAAUUUUUAUCUGUAAUAAGUGUUUGCUUGGCAAGUAUGGUAGAAUUGUAUAACUCUGUUCCACAUACUAUUUCUAAAAUCACCAUAAAACUGCUUAAAGCUGCUGGGAUGCCUUCAUGCAGUGCUUUUAGCGGAUACUCGCAACAGCCUUGAGAACAGCAUCAUGCUGUGCAAGGGCCUAGACUGAUGGAGUAAUUAUGAUGGCUUCUGCGGACUCAUUCCGGAGUUGGGCCCAAGCACCAUUGCUGGAACAUUUAUGCAUAAUCCUAGCUGGGAUCAUGCAAACCCCAGCUGCAUGCCUAAGGCACUUCCGCACAGGCACAGGAAAUUCCUCUUUUUUAUUUUCAACUUCACUCUGAUGUGUCAGGUGACACCUGAAAAUAGGAGUGGGGAACCUGUUACCCUCCAGAUGCUGGACUGCAGUGCCCAUCAUUACUGACCACUGGCUAGAUGCUAACUGGGAUCGCUGGGAGUGGAGUCCUAAUAAUAUAAGGAUGGGUACAGGUUCCCCAACCCUGUUUUAGUGUCACUGAUCUGCAGGAGAGCUGCUAUAGAGAAGGGAGGAACCAUGAGUAGAAGCAGAAAUACAAUAAUACUUUUGUCAGCUUUCCAUGAAACAUACAUCAAAGUCAGCUGCCCAGUAUAUUUGUAUUCCUGAUUAUUUAUGGUCAAAACACUUUAACCCCUGUGCCUCCUUUGACCUUCCCUUUUAAUAUUUUGUGUGAAUGCUACUUUGAAUUGAAAUUUUAAAAUAAAGCAAAAAAAUAUGACUGGGGCGCCAAGAAAAUAUAGAGGUUGCAUUUUAAAAAAACCGUGGGUCUUUUGAAGAUGGUGUAAUGGCUGUAUUACUUUAGGAAUUUUCUAUGCAUGUGUAUUCAGACAUUCAGGAUUUACUCCCAGGUAAAGCGCUUGUGGUUUCAGGAUUUCCACUUAAAAGCAAAGUCUUUAUCCACUUAGUUUAAUGGAGCAUACUCCCAAGUAGGUGUGCCUAGGGUUAUUUUUGGCUAAAAUUACCUCCCUCCAAAAUGAUUUUUUCCCCUAAUACUGAUGCUCCUAUUAAGUAUCCAUAUGCUCUUUGUUUAAUGAUUAGUUUUUACAAAAUAAUGUUCGAAAUUUAAAAAUGUUCACAAUGUAUAAUUACAUAUUGAGAAUAUCUUUAAAUAGCAUUUUAAGGGCUGGAUUGCAAAACCGUAUCAGGGUGAAUAAAAGCAUUUAAAAGCCUCCAAUACACACUAGCCUCAAUUGAAUGCACUUCUAUCUCAUUGAAAAUCAGCAGCCACAGGCGCACAAAAUGAAGUGUCCUUGCUUUGAUUUCAACAGGCUUAAACGUGCUCAUUUCUGCAUCAGCUAUUGGUCCAUGGACUCAGGUGAUCCAAACUUUUGUUUCUCUUCUAACCCCUCCCCCCCAACAUUUAUGAUGUAUUUUAUAAACAAAGCAGUUGAGCAAGAUUUCACUUUUAGAAAUGCUUGUGUCACAAAUUAUUGUGGAGACAAUGCCCAAAAUCAAAAUAUGUAAUAACAAUAACAAUCUAAUGUAACAAAGCUUAUAAUUUACAAAUCAGUUUGUCAAGAUAUGAUUUAAAAGAGAAGUUUGCCUUUUAUUGUUUCUGUGGUUCUAACCAAAGAAAAAUGCUGAUUUUGCUAAAGAAAGUGUUAUAUCUGUUUAAAAUGACAGUCUGGUGAUCUAACGUCAUUUAUUAUAUUUCCAAGCGUGCACAGCACUUGAUAUCCUGUGGCAAUAAAUUUCUUGUCUUAUUUCA
Podarcis muralis (Common wall lizard) is the source of this 3243-nucleotide messenger RNA. RefSeq names its product phosphotriesterase related (gene PTER). Gene Ontology annotation, biological process: catabolic process. Lineage: Eukaryota; Metazoa; Chordata; Lepidosauria; Squamata; Lacertidae. The record is from RefSeq and is a predicted model, not a curated record. Gene Ontology annotation, molecular function: zinc ion binding.